AUGGGUGGAAGGCAUACAAGAAAUACGCGUGGGGGAAAAGAUGAACUUAAGCCGAUAUCUCGAGGGAGCCAUGAGUGGCUUGAACUGGGUCUAACACUGGUUGAUUCUCUGGACACCAUGUGGCUAAUGGGCCUGUCUCACGAAUUUGAUGAGGCCCGGAAAUGGGUUAAAGAAGAGAUGGUUAUUGGAGUGGAUAAGGAUGUGAAUCUGUUUGAGACAACGAAUCGAAUAAUGGGUGGCCUGUUGAGCACCUACCACUUGACUCAAGAUCAACUUUUUUUGGAUAAAGCUAAAGAACUGGGGGAUAUGUUACUGCCUUGCUUCAAGAGUCCUUCCGGAAUCCCAUUCUCAGACAUCAAUCUAAAGACUGGUCAUUCCCAUGCACCAGCGUGGGGUCCGGACAGCUCUGUGUCUGAAGUCAGUACCAUCCAGCUGGAGUUCAGGGACCUUUCGAAGCUCACUAGUGAUCUAAAGUAUCAGGAUCAUCUGGUCUGCUACCUCCCAGGCACUCUAGCUCUUGCUGCUCACAAUGGUCUCUCAAAAAAGAGUUUCAUGCGCAUUGCCAAAGACCUAAUGUACACAUGCUACCGUAUGUACAAGGAUAUGCCCACUGGACUGAGUCCUGAGAUUGUGCACUUUAAUAUGGACCCUGGAGCUACUAAAGACAUCUAUGUGGAGCCUUUGAAUUGCCACAAUAUCCUAAGACCGGAAACAGUUGAAUCCCUCUUCUACCUGUACCGGUUCACAAAUGAAACAAAGUACCGGAGUUGGGGCUGGAAGAUUCUGCAAGCAUUCAAUAACUACGCAAGGCUGAAGGAUGGUUAUUCCUCAAUAAAUAAUGUGACAAACACCACUCACCUCGACCAUCGGGACAAAAUGGAGGGCUUUUUUCUUGGACAAACGUUGAAAUAUCUUUUUCUUCUCUUCGCAGAUGAUCACAGCAUCAUCUCUCUAGACCACUGGGUACUCAACACUGCUGCGCACCCUCUACCUAUAUGGGAUAGCUACUAAAGUUUGCUGCAUAGUCGUCGGCACACUUCAUAUACUUUUAUCUGCAGCCUAAAAAGUAGUGUUUAAGCAAGCAGUUUUGUUGUUU
Messenger RNA from Geodia barretti, 1096 nucleotides. Lineage: Eukaryota; Metazoa; Porifera; Demospongiae; Tetractinellida; Geodiidae. The record is from the annotation of a GenBank genome assembly.